Messenger RNA from Linepithema humile (Argentine ant), 1104 nucleotides. It is a transcript of the gene EMC7, whose product is annotated as ER membrane protein complex subunit 7. Gene Ontology annotation, molecular function: carbohydrate binding. NCBI's taxonomy places the organism in Eukaryota, Metazoa, Arthropoda, Insecta, Hymenoptera, Formicidae. The record is from RefSeq and is a predicted model, not a curated record. Gene Ontology annotation, cellular component: EMC complex.
UUACUUUACUUUGCUUGUCCGUAAGUGCUAGAUGAGCAUUUGGAGGUUAAGGAUCACUCAAUCGUAUUCGUUAUGAAGGGACUUCUAUAUUUAUUCUUUAUUAUCGCUAAUUUAUGCGAGCAGUAUGUAAUAGCAGAACAUGAAGAAGAUGUAUCUACGGAUCUAUAUGUAAUUGAAGGCAAAGUAUUUCCCUGGGACAAUGCAGCUUCUACUGGAUGGCAACUCAUGACACACGUAAUGGCCAACGGUGGUGAACAUUAUGGUUUUUUAAGGGAAGAUGGUACAUUUAUAAUUUCUAACGUUCCAUCUGGAUCGUAUAUGAUUGAAGUAGUAAAUCCAAAUUAUGUUUACGAGCCAGUGAGAGUGGAAAUCAACUCUAAGGGAAAAUUCCGAGCUCGAAAAGUGAAUUUGAUACAAACAUCGCAAGUGAUUCAAGUACCGUAUCCAUUAAAAAUGAGGCCAUUAGCACCAUUUCGAUACUUUCAAGUUAGGGAGCAAUGGAGGAUGACAGACUUCUUACUCAAUCCUAUGGUUUUAAUGAUGGUUUUGCCACUUGUAUUAAUCAUGAUUCUGCCAAAAAUUAUGAACGAUCCUGAAACUAGAAAGGAAAUGGAACAGCUAAAUAAUCUUACUAUUUAUAAUAUGCCAGAAAUGUCAGAAGUAAUAACGUCUUUUCUUUCUGGAGGAGAAAAACAAAAACCAAAGGCUGUAAAAGCUACUAAGAAAAGACAAUAAUUUAUUAUCUAUAGAGAAUUGUAUGUAUAGGUUUAUUAUAGUUCUUAAAAUAUACAUAGAAAUAUAUCAAAAACAAAGCAUUUUAAAAAUAAUAACUGCUUACAUCAAAUGUAAAAGAUUACACACACACAUAAUAGCUAAUAUACCAAAUUUGUAAACUCUUGUACAUCUGUUCUACAUCUAGAUGGAAAAAAAUCACUGCAGCAAUUUUUUAACUUAUUCUGUUAUAUAGUCACAUGCAUAUAUUACACGUUUGGUAAAGCAGUAAAAAACUUUAUAUGAAUAUAAAAGAAAAGAAAACUGUGUAUUAUAUAAUUACAAUCACUACGAUAUACAUUGAAUUAUUGUGUCAUAAAAAACACAAUUUUA